Molecule: messenger RNA, 4203 nt
Organism: Caenorhabditis bovis
Lineage: Eukaryota; Metazoa; Nematoda; Chromadorea; Rhabditida; Rhabditidae
Source: the annotation of a GenBank genome assembly
AUGGGUGUGAAACCAGUUUUACAAGAGUUCAAACGUUCACUCGUACUUCACAAGGGACAACGAACACGGUUACCUUCAACAUAUGUCGCUCCUGAAGACGUAUCAAUUUGGGAAAUUAUACGGUCAAACUUGGGAAAAGAUUUUUCCCGUUUUACUGUUCCUGUGUUCAUGAAUGAGCCUCUUUGCUUUCUACAAAGAUUAUCAGAGAAUGUACAAUACAAUUAUUUGCUAGAAAAAGCUGCGGAAUGUGAUGAUGAUCUUGAGAGAAUUGAGUAUGUCGCUGCUUUCGCUUUGGCCACAAUUUCCUCGAAUCACAAACGACUUUCCAAACCAUUCAAUCCACUUUUACUGGAAACUUUCGAACUGGAAAGAAAUGGUGUGCGAUUCAUUGCUGAACAGGUAUCACAUCAUCCGCCAAUUUCCGCAGUCUACGCCGAAUCGGACGACUUCACUGUUGAGGGAACUGUUGAACCGACAAUUGGAUUCUGGAUGAACAAACUAAUCGCAAAUCCGCAUGCUCAUUUGAAAUUAACAUUUAAAAAAACAGGCGAAAUUUUCUCUUGGUCAGCUCCAAAAUGUACAAUUUAUAAUGUAAUAAUGGGAAAAAUGUACAUGAAUUUUACAAGUCAGAUGAAAAUCGAAUCUACAGGAGGUUACGAUGUCGUUUUUUCAUUUGAAAAUAAGGGAUAUUACAAUCACAAGGGUGGAGAUGUUCACGUUGAAGGACAUAUUUUCGAGGGAAAAAACAAAAUUAGAACAUUGUACGGAAAUUGGACGUUAUUCCUUGCUUCUUGUGACGUUAAUGAAUUUAAAGCGUGCAGAAAAGAAUACGUAAAUUUGUUCAAUGAGUCUGUCAAUUUACCAAAUCAGGGACCAGUUGUACCAGGAUCCAAAAUUUUGUGGGUGGCGAAUCAGAUUCCGAAACUUUUCGAAGAGCAAUUUCACUUCACAUAUUUCACAUUGACUUUAAAUGAGAUGUACGAUGGAUUGUCAGAGAAGCUACCUCCAACUGACAGCAGGCUGAGGAAGGAUAUGAAAUUUUUAGAGGAUGGAAAAAAUGAUGAAGCUGAAGAAUGCAAGCGCAAGUAUGAAGAUGCACAGCGUGCGCGCAGAGCAAAGAAUACUGGGAAUGUGCCACUCUGGUUUUCAAAAGUCGAUGGCGUCUGGAAGUAUACUGGCGACUAUUGGUCGCGCGAUUUUUCUCAGUGUCUCGAACUCUUUGAGAAAACUGGCAAAAACUCAAAUUCUUUUUCGAAAGACCCUAUUAUGUUCGUUUAUUUGUGUCUAUUGAUUGCUUUUUCUUCGAGCAUCGAGAUUGGUGGCCCAAGUCGACGUCUUCAGAAGCCAACGGGACCAAGACAGGAAGUGAGCAUUGCAGUCGUUUAUCAGCACUAUGUUGGUCGAUCUAUAACCUAUGACAAAGCGAUAAAGGACAUAAUAAGAAGUAUAAAUGACGCAACAGCUGUGUCGAGUCUGCGACGUCUCUCAACGCGCUAUGUCUUCUCAGCGGUUGAUUGUAUUCUGCCAACCGGCACAUUCAAUGUCAAAGAGGUUCUCGAUUGUCUUUGCAAUAAUGUGACAGCGAAUAAUGUGGCUCUAAUUGUCUUCAUGACCGCAUCGGAGUUGUAUGACACGACGACAGCGGCCGAACAAUAUUUUUUGACGGCGGCUAGUUAUACGGGGAUACCGAUAAUCGCAUGGAACGCCGACAAUUCAGGAUUCACGUUUGGAAAGGAUUUGUCGCCUUACAGGAUUAUUCAAAUGGCACCGCCAAUUGCACACCAAAUAAGAGCAAUGAUUGCCUUGCUUCAAAGAUAUAAUUGGCCAAAGUUUGGAGUUGUGACUUCGGACAUGGCAGGAGGUGAAGAAUUUGUUGGCGCUGUGCGAGACGAGCUCGAGAAUUUUUCAAAUCGAUCAACGAAAUUCGAAAUGCUUCAUUAUUGCCAUAUAAAUACAACAAACAAAACCGAUAUCGAUGUUAAUUUAAUUGAGCUCAGGAAGAAUCAAGCAAAAAUAAUAUUAUUGUAUUCUAAUGUGCAUCAGGCAAAUGCAAUAUUUUCGCGCGCAGACGUCUUGAAAAUGACAAAUGAGAAAUACUUGUGGAUAGGGACCCAAUCGGUCAAAGGAACCCAUAAGACAGUUAAAUCAGCAGCUCCUCCCGGAAUGCUUUCCGUCAACUUUCAUACGGUUUCUAAUGCAAUGUUCUAUCUUCAAGAAGAUGUCAUCCCACUUAUCAUCCAAUUAGCGCCAAAAUUAUUUGGUUCCGCGCUUUUGCAACUUCGUCAAAAUGAAACUUUUCCUCUAAGAUCAAAUGUUUCUUGUCGACGCGAUGAAGGUGAUCCGUAUUGGCAAAACGGAAAAAUAAUUUACGAUCAUAUGAAAUCUUCAUUCGUCAAAGGAAAUCCGUUUCAUGCCAAUGAUGGUCAUGAUUCAUUUUUCUAUGUGUUCGACAAAAACGGACGAUUGAAAAAUUCGGUUCUUCAAAUUUCAAAUUUGAGAACUAAUACAAAAGGCGAAAAAUAUUGGGAAAAAGUUGGAAUCUAUACUAAUAAUGAAUUGAGCAUGGCUGAUGUUCAAUGGCCCGGUAAACGAGCAAAUCCACCACAAGGAACUGCAGACAGCUUUCAUGUUAAUGUAGUUACACUUCAUGAGCCUCCGUUUAUCAUAGUUUCUGAUGUAGACCCAGACACUGGAAGAUGCCCGGGUAAUCAAGGAUCAAUUUGCGAUUGGGGAGACGUUGAAUAUACGGCAGAAGGUGGCAUUAAGAAAAAUCGUACGUUGUGGAAAUGUUGCUCUGGGUAUUGUGUAGAUCUUUUAAAUAAACUGGCCACAGAUAUUGGAUUCACUUAUACAUUAUACAAAGUUCGCGAUGAGAAAUGGGGGCUCAAAUCGGAGACGGGAUGGAAUGGGUUAAUUGCUGAUUUGAUGCACAAUAAAGCUGAUAUGUGUGUAACCUCUUUAAAGCUGAAUUCCGAAAGAGCUCGCGAUAUUGACUUCUCAUUACCAUUUCUCGAUACAGGAAUUUCAAUUAUUGUGAAAAUUCGCAGUGGUGUUCUGUCGCCGACAGCGUUCUUGGAGCCUUUCGAAUAUUCCACUUGGGUUAUCAUUCUAUUCGUUUGUAUUCACGUUGCCGCAAUUUCGAUAUUCGCAUUCGAAUGGGUUUCGCCCUACUCGUUCAACAUGCAAAAGUAUCCGCCACCAGGACAUAAAUUUUCAUUAUUUCGCUCGUAUUGGCUUGUAUGGGCGACAUUAUUCAGUGCAAGUGUAUCUACCGAUGUUCCGAAAUCUACCGUAUCCCGUUUGAUGGCUCUUGUGUGGGCAGCUUUUGGUCUCACAUUCCUUGCGGUUUAUACAGCUAAUUUGGCAGCUUUCAUGAUAACUCGAGUUCAAUUUUAUGAUUUAAGUGGAAUACAUGAUCCAAUGCUUAGUUAUCCGCAAGAUCAGAAGCCCCCUUUUCGAUUUGGAACCGUUGAUGGUGGAAAUACACAUGAAACUAUGAAGAGAAAUUGGCAACAAAUGCACGAAUAUGUUAAGCGAAACAAUUUUUUCCGAAUGAACAUUUCAGCAGGCGUGGACGCGGUGAAAAAAGAAGAAUUGGAUGCUUUCAUUUACGAUGCGGUUGUUCUUGAUUAUUGGGCAGGAAAAGAUGCGAAUUGCGCAUUAAUGACAGUAGGGAAAUGGGCCAGCAUGACGGGAUAUGGCAUUGGAUUCCCGAAGAAUUCUCCAUAUACGGCAAUGGUGAAUCAGCAUAUGCUUCGCUACCAGCAGAAUGGCGAUUUGGAAAGACUUCAAAAUUUUUGGUUAACCGGCGCUUGCACCCCUGACAGUCAUAGUCAAACGCAAUCUGCACCUCUCGGAAUCGAGAACUUCAUGUCAGCAUUUUUUCUCCUUGGUGUUGGAAUUAUCAUUAGCAUUAUCAUUCUUGGUCUUGAGCAUAUCUAUUGUAUUCACUUGAGGAAGCCACUGCAGAAAAUUGAUAAGAAAGGAUGGUGCGGAAUCAUUAGUAUGGCUAUGGGUAAAUCUUUAACAUUCACAGAAGCAGUUGAUCGAGUUCAAGAAUGGAGGUCACGUACACAAUCACUAGCCAGCACCAGUUCACCACAACUGAAAAGAAGACGAUCUGCAAAUUCUAGAACAUCACCAGAGAGAAAACCUCCCUCGUUUUCAGGCAAACAAUAUCUACAAGUCGAGACCAAUCUUUAA